GUACUUGAUGUCAUACACACUCCCAUUGGUCUGCGCAGUGCCGCUUGAAGUCAAACACGCCUACAGUCAGUCAGGCGGAGGAAAUCAUUUUUUAGCAAAAAUGAACGCUGCUACCUUCCGAGACUGCAAGGCGUGGAUAUCCGAGGGUCUGCCACUGUCCACCAGCAGCAAUGAAGCCUGUAAACUAUAUGAUGCUAUACUUUCUCAGUAUGUGACCUGGCGCAAUGAUGAAACACUCGGAGGAAUUGAAGGCUGUAUUGCAGCUGUCAAAGCAGCAGAUCCGGACUUUGUGAUGGGUCAUGUGAUCUCUACUGGGCUGGAAUUGGUGGGCACGGGAAGUUCAGUCCUGCGGGAUGAGAGACUGGCCAAUGCCGUUAGGACGACUGUGGACCUGGCAAAAUCUCAAGAGCUCACACCCAGAGAGAGAGGCCAUGUCAAAGCCAUGGAGCUCUUCUCUAGAGGAGCUUUACAUAAGGCAUGUGAGAUUUGGGAGGAUAUUCUGGUGGAUCAUCCUACAGACAUGUUGGCAUUGAAAUUUGCCCAUGAUGGCUUCUUCUACCUGGGUGAACAGACUCAGAUGAGGGACUCAGUGGUCCGAGUGCUGCCCCACUGGAAACCACAUAUGCCAUUGUACAGCUAUAUUAAAGGGAUGCAUUCUUUUGGGCUGCUCGAGACUCGGAACUAUGAUGAAGCUUUAAAAAUGGCAAAAGAGGGCCUGGCUUUGACCCCUGAGGAUGGCUGGUGUGUUCAUGCUGUGGCUCAUGUCCAUGAGAUGAGGGCAGAGAUUGACAAGGGGCUAAAUUUCAUGGCCUCUACCGAAAAAGACUGGAUGGUGUGUGACAUGUUGGCAUGUCAUAAUUACUGGCACUGGGCCCUCUAUCAUAUUGAAAAGGGGGAGUAUGAAGCAGCAUUAAAGAUUUUUGAUGAGCAGGUUUCUCAGCGCUGUGUGAAAUCUGGCGCCAUGCUGGACACCGUGGAUUCUUGUUCUCUGCUCUACAGACUAGAGCUGGAGGGUGUGAGCAUGAAGAACCGCUACCGAGAGAUACUGCAGGUCACCCAGCCUCAUACAGAGGACCACACAUUACUUUUUAAUGAUCUGCACUUUCUCAUGGUUAGCUUGGGCUGCAAAGAGACAAACACCAGUCAGCGUCUGCUGGAGAGCCUGCAGGAACUAGCUAAAGACCCGGCAGAGAACCAUCAGCUUCAUAUAGCCGAGCGUGUGGGUCUGCCCAUGUGUCAGGCUCUGCUGGAGUAUGACCAGGGUAACUACAGCCAGGCUGUUGAGUUGCUUAAACCCAUCCGAUACCGCUUUGUGGAAAUUGGGGGCAGUGACGCACAGAGGGAUAUUUUCAAUCAACUGCUCAUUCAUGCUGCCAUGAAGUCAGGAGACAAACACCACCAAAGAUUUGCAAGAUGCAUGCUGAUCGAGAGAGACUCGCUGCGCCCAAACUCGCUGCUCACAGAUCGUCUGAUUCAGAGAGCACAUGCCUUACACGUUUAAAUAUGGCUCCUAUUCCUUAAAUAUUUAACAAAGCCUGUUCUCUAUCUGUUUAAUUACAGACACCUUUCUUAA
Molecule: messenger RNA, 1573 nt
Organism: Paramisgurnus dabryanus
Lineage: Eukaryota; Metazoa; Chordata; Actinopteri; Cypriniformes; Cobitidae
Gene: ttc38
Product: tetratricopeptide repeat domain 38
Molecular function (GO): protein binding
Source: RefSeq, a predicted model, not a curated record